AUGUAUAUCGAAUCGUCCAUCUCCGCGAGUAACGGCCGACCGAGAAGUGGCUUACGCCGUGCGAGUCCAGGCCCGCCGUUGUCUCAGCCCCAGUCGCAGUCGUCGAGUGAGUUUGGUUUGAGCUUAGCGAGAACGGACUCGGGUGGCCGUACAAACACCGAUCUUUCCGAGACCUCCGAGGAUUAUGUCACUGCCAAUACUUCUACGGAAACCGGGACCACGACAGGUACAUCCGCCACGACCAGUUCCUGGUCGAGACCACCGCAGGCGUCCAGCGCCGCGGCGUCGGCGGCAUCGGCGCCCGCCUCGACCACCGCGACCGCCGCGGAGGGCAGUUCCUUUGAAAGCGCCAGCUCGAUCUAUAGCUUGGCGAGAAGCGAGGCUGUUAUCGAGGAGCCAUGUAGUCCACCGCCGAUUUUAGAGGAAACGGAAAUUGCAUUCGGAUUAGAACUAGCUCCACCGGCAAUGAGAUCCAGCAGCAGUAGUAGUUCGGGUAGCUAUGACCUAAAAGACGCGCUGGCGAUGGCCGAUCCAAAUAAUGAUUUGGAGCAGGCCGUUUCACCCAGUAGACACAUCUCAGAGACUGAAUUAGAUCGAGAUGAGGGUCAUCGAUCGUCAUCUGGCGGUUACGCCGAAUCGCCACCCGAUCCUCGUAUGUGGAGUGAAGAGGAACGUCGUCGGAAGAAGAAAACUUUCAGCCUGGAUUUCCUUGGAACCGCAAACAACGCCGAACAAGUGGAGCACAGCGUGGAGGCGGCGCAUCCGGAGAACGUCGAGGUCAGUCCGACGUCCAGCCAUCGUCACAGGUCGCGAAGCAAACUAACGUCAGCACGAAGUCCACACCGAAAUAACAGGAAGCGAGAUUCGGUGUCGACACAGCAGCAGCAACAACAACAGCAAGUGCUCAGUAGAAGUCCCCAAAGGGAAGAAUGGAGAGUGGAGCAGGUCGAGGACGGUCCUCACGUACCAACGUCCGACGACUCGAGCUGCAGUCAUCACUAUCACAUGUAUCAUCAUCACCAUCAUCAUAUGCACCGAGAGGGUGCGGAAACUGCAAGGCAUCGUCGGACCAGGGAAAGCCCCAGGCGAAAGACUAGUGGUCACCUUUCUACUCGGAGACGCAGCAAUGAGGACAAGAACGCUGCGUUAACGGGCAGUUUACCGCGAAGAAGAUCCCGCGUCGCGGACGAUAUAGUUUGCUCUAGUCGUCUGAGUCCCGGCCGUUAUCAGCGGAGUCCAGGACACAACGGCCAGCGGGCACUCGUGGUGGAGACACAAAGCCCAGAGACGAGAUUGAAGGCUGUGUCGGCGGAAUCGUUGAGAUCCGUCAGUCCGGGCAGUGAUAGCGUCUUUUACAGCGAGAGCGCCGAUCAACCCUGCGUUUCCAUUGCCGCUUUGGACGCCGCACACUGCCACCAUUGUGGCAGAGAGGUGUCGGAAGAGAUCGUUCGACCACCGGCAGGUUUCGCGGACUCCCCGGAAGGCCAUCGAACAACUUCCAAGCACGAGACAUCGCUUGUACAAGUUACGGGACAUCGUUUGUACAAAAAGUUUGACAAAAGGUACAGAUCGGAAGAUCGAGGAGACCGAAGGCAUCGUCGUAGCAGUGCCGGCAGAUCGGACAUCCGAGCCAAAUCAGAGGAGAGGGCCGCCCCGCGAUCAGGAAGCAGAGGCUCGAUCGAUGACACGGCCAUCGGCAGGAGAAGAUUGCAAGCUCGAAGUACCGAUGCCAGCAUGGAGAUUCUCACGGGAAGAGAAGACGAAGAUACUUAUAUGGAACCCUACACGAGCAGCGAGUGGAUCUAUAUUGGAGAUCUCGAAGAGAGCCACGUGUGGAAAGGACCUGACAGCAGAGAUGGUGACGAUGACGUUACGGAGAGCGUUCUCAAAGAGCGACGAGACUCCCAGGAAUCUACUGAGAGCGAAAAGAAUUUUGAGAAGAAGUACGAAAUUGUCACGCAUAGGAUGGUACAUCGAAAAAGCAGCGGUGAGAUGUACAAGAGGAUACAAACAAAAUGUUUUGGUAAGACAAGUGUUUUCAUAUCUCCCAGUUAA
This is a messenger RNA of Ooceraea biroi (clonal raider ant), 2055 nucleotides long. RefSeq lists its product as uncharacterized. The record is from RefSeq and is a predicted model, not a curated record. NCBI's taxonomy places the organism in Eukaryota, Metazoa, Arthropoda, Insecta, Hymenoptera, Formicidae.